Molecule: messenger RNA, 372 nt
Organism: Brassica oleracea var. oleracea
Lineage: Eukaryota; Viridiplantae; Streptophyta; Magnoliopsida; Brassicales; Brassicaceae
Product: ATP synthase subunit epsilon, mitochondrial-like
Exons: 4
Coding region: 1-372 (123 amino acids)
Biological process (GO): protein phosphorylation; proton motive force-driven mitochondrial ATP synthesis
Cellular component (GO): mitochondrial inner membrane
Molecular function (GO): proton-transporting ATP synthase activity, rotational mechanism; protein kinase activity
Source: RefSeq, a predicted model, not a curated record
AUGGCAUCGACUGCGGCGGUUCUGUUCUGGAGGGCGGUGGGGAUGACGUGUAUAACGUACUCAAACAUCUGCGCGAAUCUCGUGAGGAACUGCCUGAAAGAACCCUUCAAAACUGAAUCCAUGAGCAGCGAGAAGGUUCACUUCUCCCUCUCCAAAUGGGCCGAUGGAAAGCCCCAGAAACCAGUUCUUCGAAAUGAGUCUGCUGAUGAGAAGUCUGAUAUUUACAGCUUUGGAGUUGUACUAUGGGAGCUUGCCACCGAGAAGAUCCCAUGGGAAAAUCUCAACGCUAUGCAGAAAAUCCCACAGGUGAAGGUUGGAAGAAGACCUGGUGAUGCAGAGAAUCAGAGCGUUAACCGAAAAAGCUUUACUUGA